This is a messenger RNA of Trypanosoma theileri, 2181 nucleotides long. Its product is annotated as putative dynein heavy chain. The record is from RefSeq and is a predicted model, not a curated record. Lineage: Eukaryota; Euglenozoa; Kinetoplastea; Trypanosomatida; Trypanosomatidae. The transcript has a single exon. The coding region runs from base 1 to 2181 and encodes 726 amino acids.
AUGACAGCUGUUGUAUAUGAUGAUGAGGCACUAGUGCCAAGUUAUCCAACAUCCCCAAAGCCGCGGCGGCAACCCAUGACACCACUAAAAGCCAAUCAAAGGUCGUAUUCGCGGGUGAGUUCUAAAGGAAUAAUUGGAGAUGAAUCCCCUCUACUGUUAUCACCAAUGCCAAAGUACCCUAACCGACGUAGAAGUGUAACAUUUGCUGAUGAAACAGAGGCUACAGUGCGUGAAGAAAGACCAUAUUACACGGUACCAGAAAUGGGAACAACACCUAAUAAGCGAUACUCAGAGAGUCCAAUAAGGCGACCUAUCUUAAAAAAUAGAUUGGGAGAGAAUAACACUGGGAUGAGUAAUACUACUUUACUUACCACUACUAAUGCUACUGCUAUGGCUCCUACUUCAAGAGAACAACAAAUCUCAGGAGAUAUGGUUACAGUAGGAGGUGUCUCUAGGACCGCAAUGGUAUCUGGAUCAAUUACUCCGAAAAGAGGACGCUCUAACAGUCAUCAACGUCGUGCUGCACGAAGAAAACAAGCAGAACAGCAGUAUGGUUUUUAUGAUGACAGUAUGGUGGAGGAGUAUGUACUCAAGGCAAGGAAAGAGUUAGAAAUGGAAGAAGAAGAAGAACGAUUAGAGGAAAAGUUAAGAGAGCAGGAAAAGGAGAAGGAAGAAGCAGAAAAUAAGGCUGCACAAGCUACUUUAAAGAUAAAUGCACUUCAGCAAGCAAAAGAAUAUCUUCUUUCAACAACAAAUACUCGACAUUCUUCACCUGUGUCUUCAAGCAUAGAACGGGAUGGUUGUAAGAGUUUAUCUCGAUCACACCAGAAUACACCGAAAAAAGAAUUAAUCCCUUUGCAAGGAAAAGAGAAAAAUAAAGAAGAUGUGGAAAAUGAGGGACAAUUUGAACUUAUGAGAAAUAAUGUCAAAAAGAGUAUCAAUCGCUCUAUGCCACUAGUUGCAUCUGUAAAUGAAACUGAUAAUGGUUGCUCAAGAAAGCGUGUACGACAAUCAUCUUCAAAGAAAGUUGAACACUCUGUUCCUGUUGUACGUAUUGAUUAUGGUAAUGAUAAUGAUAUGGACAACAGUAGGAUUGACAGUGAAGAAGACGAAGAAGCUGCAAAACGUAAAAAGAAUAAAUUAGAGCGUAUUAUUGCUCGUGUUAUAGAGCAACAGGCGAAACGUCGACAUGGUAAACGCAGUGUGGUGGUUAUUGAUUGGGAUUCUGAAGCAUCUGAUGGUAUCCCAGCAGCUGUAGAAGAAAAUGAAGAUUAUGAGGAGAGGGAUGAUGAUAAUGUUGAAAGUGAACAGGAAAGUGAAGAGGAACAUGAUAAAAAGUAUCAUAAAAAAGGAGAAAAACAAGAAUUGCUGGUAAAGGCACCUUCUCGUCAACGUAAAGCACCAUCUGUAAAGAAAAGUACAGUUGAGACAGUAAAAGUGGUACCUCAGCGUCAGACGAAACCUCCACCAGCAACUCGAUCUGUGACGGUACGUGCACCAUCAACAAGGAAACGUAAUGUAAGUGUAAGUAUUGCCCCAGAUUUGGGUGAAGAUUCCUUGUUAAUAGAAGAAGAUCAACCUGUUUUAUUACGUCGACCUACUACUAAACGUCGUCUUCCUACACGUUCUAUUUCCUAUGUAUCUGUGGAUGCAGAAGAUAACGCUAUCUUUGAACAGACUGUUGAUGUUUCCCGUAAACCUCCACAACGAGCACCUGCUCCAAAGGUGACAAGACGUGGUCGUAAACCUGCUACUACUACUGCAGCAGCUUCUUCUGCUGGUUUCUCUCCGGCUUCUAUUCCCGCUUCUUCACCUCCUCUUUACGCCACUCAUUCUACUUCUGCUGCUGCUGCUGCGGCCACAAAUCGAGGGUUUUCAUCUGUCCAUCAUGACCUCUAUGCGGGUGGGGAAGCUGCGACAUCACUUCCCCCAUCCACGGCCACUGUGGCUUCUCACACCAUGCGCAGUCGCCGUGGAGCUGCCGCCGCCCAGCCGCCAAUUCCAGAGGUUUCACCGGAUGAUCCGAUGGCUGUUUUCUUCGGCGCCGACUUCCCGAGUCCGUCGAAGUUUGAAGAGAUGCUGCAGGCGGCUGGCGGUUUGCCGGAGGUGCGACGGGUCGGGCGUGGGCAUCAGAGGCAGCCGGCGCUGCUUCUGCCAGAUACCAUUUCCCGUCGUCGGUAA